AUGGCGGACCUGGUUCGAGAGCGCCUCGCUCCGGUGUCAACCUACCGAGAUCGUCAGUACGUUGGCACAUAUGAACAGCGCGAGGAACAGCUGCUGAAAACGCAAACAGUAUACGUGGGAAACUUGUCCGUUUACACGACGGAGGAACAGAUAUAUCAAGUUUUUGGCAUGGCUGGUGAGGUCAAGCGUGUGGUCAUGGGUCUCGAUCGUUUCAAGCUGACACCAUGUGGGUUCUGUUUUGUGGAAUUCAUGUCCCGAGAGGGCGCUGAAUACGCCGUAGAGUUGCUGAAUCGCAGCACGCUGGAUGACCAGAUCAUCAAAGUGGACUUUGACGUCGGCUUUCAAGAGGGCCGCCAAUGGGGUCGCGGCAUAAGCGGCGGCCAGCGGGCUCAGGAUCGGCAGGAAAAACGCGUCGCGCGCAAGUACCGAUGA
This is a messenger RNA of Cyanidioschyzon merolae strain 10D, 432 nucleotides long. Its product is annotated as similar to nuclear cap-binding protein; CBP20. The record is from RefSeq and is a predicted model, not a curated record. Gene Ontology annotation, molecular function: RNA cap binding. Gene Ontology annotation, cellular component: nuclear cap binding complex. NCBI's taxonomy places the organism in Eukaryota, Rhodophyta, Bangiophyceae, Cyanidiales, Cyanidiaceae. Gene Ontology annotation, biological process: mRNA cis splicing, via spliceosome. The transcript has a single exon. Bases 1 to 432 code for a protein of 143 amino acids.